AUGGCCACAACAAAGUCACCGGCAACCGUACACACCCCCUCCAUCUCCAAGCCCUCACCAUGGUCACCCGUGUACAUGGGAGACGCGCCACACCAGUUGGAUGCGAAGGAGCGCCAGGAAAACGUUGUCGGUCAACGUCGCGAUGGUGCGACACUCCCGCUGGAAGAAAGCCGAGUGAGAACGGAGGACGUGAGGAUGAGGAAGCGAGAUUUGGCAAUUCUCUCGCUGUCGGCUUUCGCCAUUUUUUUCUCUCUUCAGCACGAGGGUGAUUUCUCGUUCAAAGAGGCUUGGUUUCAUCUCUCAGAUGACUACCCAAUUAAGUACGAAGCUGAUCGACUCCCUCCUCCGGUUGUUGCCGAUCUGAAUGGCGAUGGGAAAAAGGAGGUUCUCGUGGCUACGCACGAUGCGAAGAUCCAGCUGUUGGCUCUGAGAGGAAACAUGAUAGAGCUUGCAAUUGCAACAGCUGUUCUUCAUGUUCUGGAACCUCACGCGAGGCGCGUGGAUGAAGGAUUUAGUGAAGCACGUGUGUUGGCAGAGGUAUCCCUUUUGCCAGACAAACUCCGCAUAGCUACAGGGAGGCGUGCUGUGGCAAUGGCCACUGGAGUUAUUGAAAGGAAUUAUAAUAAGAGGGAGCCAAGGAAGCAGGUUUUGGUAGUUGUGACAUCUGGCUGGUCUGUGAUGUGCUUCGAUCACAAUCUGAAGAAGUUGUGGGAUGUGAAUCUGCAGAAAGAUUUUCCGCAUAAUGCUCAUCACAGGGAGAUUGCCAUCUCGAUUAGUAAUUAUACAUUGAGGCAUGGAGAUUCAGGAUUGAUUAUCAUUGGCGGAAGAAUGGAGAUGCAGCCUCAUAUGCAUCUGGAUCCUUUUGAGGAGAUUGAAAUGGCUGAUAAGAAUGCCGAGGAGCAUAGACGUAGCGCCACUGAAAAGGAUGCAUCUGAUAAUGCAGGAACUGUAGAUUUAAGACACUUUGCUUUUUAUGCAUUUGCUGGUAGAAGUGGUGAGCUACGGUGGAGCAGAAAGAAUGAGAACAUUGAAGCUCAAUCAUCUGAUGCAUCGCAGCUGAUUCCACAGCACAAUUACAAGCUUGAUGCUCAUGCAUUAAACACACGCCGUCCAGGAGAGUUUGAGUGCAGGGACUUCAGAGAAUCCAUUCUUGGAGUCAUGCCUCAUCGUUGGGAUCGUAGAGAAGAUACUGUGCUGGAGCUGGCACAUUUCAAGCGUCACAAAAGGAAAACACUCAAGAAAGUACCUGGCAAGACCACCAACUACCAGUUGCACAAACCGGAAGAAAAGCAAUCUCCUGGAAAGGAUGUGACGAAAAAAGUUUCCAAUGUCAUUGACAAGGCAGUUAAUAUUGCUAAAUCAGCAAAGAAAAAACAACUCUGGUGGGUACCGAACGUUGUCGUUGCUCAUGAAAAGGAAGGUAUUGAAGCCAUUCAUUUGGCAACUGGACGCACAUUAUGUCAGCUACAUCUUCAAGAAGGCGGCCUUCAUGCUGAUAUUAAUGGAGAUGGCGUCCUGGAUCAUGUUCAGGUUGUUGGAGCAAAUGGUGCCGAACAGACCGUUGUGAGUGGGUCAAUGGAAGUACUUCGUCCUUGUUGGGCUGUUGCCACAUCUGGUGUCCCCGUCCGUGAACAACUCUUUAAUGCUUCCAUAUGUCACCACUCUCCUUUUAAUUUAUUUCAACACGGAGAUUUCUCUAGAAGCUAUGGCAGGCAUGUGGACACGAGUUCGUUGGAGGUUGCUACGCCGAUUUUGAUCCCGAGAAAAGAUGGCCACAGGCAUCGUAAAGGAAGCCGCGGUGACGUUGUCUUCCUGACAAAUCGAGGCGAGGUGACAUCUUACUCCCCGGGCCUGCACGGGCACGACGCAAUCUGGAACUGGCAGAUCUCAACAGGAGCCACAUGGUCAAACCUCCCGUCACUUUCCGGCCUAGUCGAGUCCCCGGCCGUGGUCCCCACCCUCAAGCCGUUCCCCCUUCGCACGCACGACACUGUAGCGGAGCCGCUGAUCCUGGCGGCAGGCGACCAGGAGGCGGUUGUCCUGUCCCCCGGCGGCAGCACGCUGGCGGCCUUCGACCUGCCGGCCCCGCCCACUCACGCUCUCGUCUGCCAAGAUUUCUCCGGCGAUGGGCUGACGGACAUCGUGCUCGUCACCUCGAGCGGAAUUUACGGUUUUGUCCAGACGAGGCAGCCGGGGGCACUUUUCUUCAGCACGCUUGUUGGGUGCCUGCUGGUUGUGAUGGGGGUGCUGUUUGUGUCUCAGUACCUUAAUGCGUCGGCAUCUGGGAAGGGGAAGCCAAGGGCUCUGUCGACAGCUCAGCUAUGAUGACAGGGUUGGAUAUUGUGCUCUCAGAUUCUUGCUAAUCUUCCCUUUUCUUUUCUUUUUUAUACUUGGUCUGUAGCUUUUGUUUAGUUGUUAUAUGGGAAGAGAUUUUUAUGUGUAAUGCUUGUGGAAGAAUCAGAUGAUGUAUAAAAACGAGUGGUUCGGAUUGUUUUGGGAUGGGUCUCUGCAGCCAUCAGCUUCUCAAGCAAAGGGAGAUUUUGUGCCCAGGUUUGGUUUGCUUUUUUAUUUUUCCCUUUUCAGUAUUUGCCCACGCGCCAGAAUUGUGGUUAAUUUUUUCUACUCAACUAACCUUCUAG
Striga asiatica is the source of this 2639-nucleotide messenger RNA. The record is from the annotation of a GenBank genome assembly. Lineage: Eukaryota; Viridiplantae; Streptophyta; Magnoliopsida; Lamiales; Orobanchaceae.